Molecule: messenger RNA, 2549 nt
Organism: Vanessa atalanta (red admiral)
Lineage: Eukaryota; Metazoa; Arthropoda; Insecta; Lepidoptera; Nymphalidae
Gene: Lgr1
Product: lutropin-choriogonadotropic hormone receptor-like
Exons: 13
Coding region: 316-2520 (734 amino acids)
Biological process (GO): G protein-coupled receptor signaling pathway
Cellular component (GO): membrane
Molecular function (GO): protein-hormone receptor activity; G protein-coupled receptor activity
Source: RefSeq, a predicted model, not a curated record
GCGAGUGCACGCGUCUUCAUUUUUCUCUACAACGUUUAAUUACGUCUACAUUAUUUAUAUUAGUAUAAUUAGUAACAUAUAAAUAAAUACGAACUAUUGUUUAAUAGCGAAACUAUAUGUUUUGCUUGUGUGACAAGUGAUAAAAGAUCCUAAUAAUAAAUAUACGCGUAAUAUUUAAAAAUAUGAUUUAAAAGAAUGUGUCGUUGGUGUUUAAAAUAAAGGAUAAUUAAUGUUAUAAUGAAGAGUGUUCGUAAGAAAUAACUGUGUGAAUUGUGAAAAAUUAAAUAAAUUUUUGUUUCAAGAAAAACAUUUGAAAUGUUUUCUAACAGAAAAUGUCAAAUUUUAAUGGCAUGCCUCAUUUUAUUUGUAAAAUUAAUUGCUGGGCAGAGAGAGUCAGUCGUGCUCCUACGUUCCAACAUCACCCGUCUUACGGCGAGGGUCAUACGAGCCGCUGGCUUCGAUCUUCAGCAAGUUGAACAUUUAUCAGUGAUGGACGCGCCUAAUUUAGAGCACGUCGCAGUUGAAGAUCUGACCAAAAUGCCUAAUCUCAAAUCUUUAUUUAUAACACAAGCACCUUUGCUACAUAGAAUACCACCGCUACCAGCGCUGCCUGAACUGCGCACAUUUAUCGUAACGACAUCAGGUCUGGUCGAGGUGCCAAACUUGAGUCACGUUCAUGACAAAAACAGCGCGAACACAUCCCUACCAUACUUGCAAGCAAUAGACCUCGAAGGCAAUCAUAUAAAACGUAUCCCGAGCCACGCGCUGCGAGUCCGGGCUGACCAAGUUUCAUUAAAUUACAACUUGAUAGAGGAAGUUCCAGCUCAUGCGUUUAAAAAUUCACAAAUAUCAAAAUUGAGUUUCAAAGGGAAUACCAAGUUAAAGAAAUUGGAUGAUUUGGCUUUUGCUGGAAAUCUACUAUUACGACAACUGGAUUUAAGCAACACAGCCAUCACGUCGCUUCCUACGAAAGGUCUAGAAAAAUUGCAAAUUCUCAGAAUAGAAAAGACACCGUCUCUGAAAUACAUUCCAUCAAUAUAUGAAUUUCAACACUUGGAGAAGGCGUUUCUGACGCAUCACUUCCAUUGCUGCGCUUUUGCCUUCCCCGAGAGACACAACCCCGCCAGACAUGCGCUGUACGAAACGCAGCUAGCAAUCAUGGCGCAGAAAUGCGGUAAAAAUAGCCAUAGGAAUACUUCAGAGCCAAGGAAACGUCGAUCUAUAAAUCUUAAUUCUGACACAAAACGGUCGACUACAAAUGUCUACGAUGAUACUUCGACUGAAAGCCAGGAAAACGGUUCGUGGGCGAGCGACGAAUACUUCUCAGACUCUGGCAGCUUCGAAGACUACGAUCAAGGAGACUUCCACGAACCAGUCAACAAUAGCCUGGGAGUUACCUAUUUUGCUGAAUGUGGUAACUUCAGCUUGAGCCGACGUGAAGUGGCCUGUACUCCGCUGCCAGAUGCUCUAAAUCCUUGUGAAGACGUGAUGGGCUGGUCGUGGCUUCGCGCUAGCGUCUGGUUCGUGAUAACCGCAGCUGUUGUCGGAAAUAUAGCUGUUUUAUUAGUUCUCUUAACAAAUCACACUGAACUUACAGUACCAAGAUUUCUCAUGUGCCAUCUUGCCUUUUCCGACCUUUGCACAGGAUUGUACCUCUUCAUGAUAGCAGUCGUGGACCUCAGGUCUUACGGAGAAUUUUUCAAUUACGCCUACGAUUGGCAAUACGGCGUGGGGUGCAAAAUAGCUGGAUUCUUGUCUGUAUUCUCCGGACAAUUGUCGGUCUUCACUCUCACUAUAGUGACGCUGGAGCGUUGGUUUGCAAUUACAUACGCAAUUUACUUAGAGCGAAGAAUUUCUUUGGGGGCUGCAGCGAAAAUUAUGAUUGGAGGUUGGCUGUUCUCAAUACUUAUGGCUGGCUUGCCUCUAGCUGGGGUUUCGGAUUAUUCCUCGACUUCUAUUUGUUUACCAGUUGAAAGUGAAGGAAUCGAGGACGCAGUUUAUCAGGGGGGGUUGUUUUUGACAAAUGCAGUCGCGUGGGUCACAAUCGUAGUAUGUUACGUACAGAUUUACAGAUCUUUAGGGGGAGGUGGAGAGAAGUAUGGGGGGAGGGGAGCUGCUGCUGCGGCUGAAAGACGGAUAGCAAAUAAAAUGGCUCUUCUUAUUGGAACAGAUUUACUGUGUUGGGCACCUGUUGCGUUCUUUGGUGUUACAGCGCUGGCUGGCGUACCAUUGGUCGAUGUCAGUCACGGGAAAGUACUUCUCGUAUUCUUCUAUCCUUUGAACGCAUGUGCAAAUCCAUUUCUCUACGCAAUCCUGACGAAACAAUACCGCAGAGAUCUCAUAACAUUAAUCGCAAGAACAGGACAAUGUAAUUGGUUGGUGGAAAGGUAUAAAUUAGCAGCGACACCCCCUCCAACAGCGCAUACCAAUCCUUCAGCACCAGCAGCACUCGUACCUCUAGUGGACUACAAUAGAUCGAUAUCACAAGUCACAAAGAAUGGAGAAGCCGAAAUUUUGUAAAUUAUAAGAGUCUUAAAAUAUUAUUUUUA